ACCGGAGCGCGCGCGUGUUCGCUCGUGCUGAAGUUUCUGCUGCGUCAUGCUACGUUUUCGACCUUCGGCUCUCCGGGCGGGUAGGCAGUUCCUCGGUGCGCUUUGAUAAUUGGCUCUCCUCCUCRGUGUUCUGCAGCUUCUUGACUUUUAUUUUUUUUUGUUACGUCGUGGCUCGGACGAUCUGUCACGCGCACGUUACGUGGCGCGCGAGUGCCCGAUUGCCUGCGAAGAUCAAAGUCCCCGCUCUGCGGCGCUCUCCUUAUCGGAAUGUUUGAAGAUUGACGAGGUUUUCCUCUCAUGUCCCGCAGUCCAGCGCACACUUCUUAUUCUUGUUGUGACCGCUGCCGUGGAGGAAGCUCCGGGGCCAGGAAGCCGACAGAGACAGCGGGGAGGCGGGAGCCACAAACGUCGACGGAAGCACCGGUGUCACCAUGACUGAGAAGCGGAUGUCGCGCUGGUAUUUCGGGGGGRUGGCUUCCUGCGGAGCCGCCUGCUGCACACAUCCUCUGGACCUUAUCAAGGUCCACCUGCAGACUCAGCAGGAGGUGAAGAAGAGGAUGGUUGGGAUGGCUGUUCACGUGGUGAAGAAUGACGGAGUGCUGGCUCUUUACAGCGGCCUCUCUGCCUCUCUUUGUCGACAGAUGUCCUAUUCCCUCACCAGAUUUGCCAUCUAUGAGACGGUGAGAGACAUGCUGAGCAGUAAAAACAAGGGUCCAAUGCCGUUUUACCAGAAGGUCCUGCUGGGAGCCUUUGGAGGAUUCACUGGAGGSUUUGUUGGGACGCCUUCUGACUUGGUAAAUGUCAGAAUGCAGAAUGACAUGAAGGUUUCACCAGAGCAGAGAAGAAACUAUAAACAUGCCAUUGAUGGACUCUACAGAGUCUUCAGAGAAGAGGGUGUAAGAAAACUGUUCUCAGGAGCUUCCAUGGCCUCCAGCAGAGGAGCGCUGGUCACUGUAGGACAGUUGGCAUGUUAUGACCAGGCCAAGCAGCUUGUAUUAGGAACAGGCAUGAUGGGAGAUAGCAUCCUCACACACUUUCUUUCCAGCUUUAUAGCUGGAGGCUGCGCCACCUUCCUCUGUCAACCUCUGGAUGUACUGAAGACAAGGCUGAUGAACUCAAAAGGAGAGUACACGGGGGUGAUGCAUUGCUUGCGGGAAACUGCUAGGCUGGGUCCACUGGCAUUUUACAAGGGUCUUGUUCCAGCAGGGAUCCGCUUGAUUCCUCACACAGUGCUCACCUUUAUUUUCCUUGAGCAGCUCAAGAAAAACUUCGGCAUCCGCAUCGUCUCGUGAGCUGCGUGUCACCGCUGCUCGUCGCACUGCUCCUCAUCAUCCUGCUCCUUCAUUAUUUACAAGAGAAGAAGGGAAGAAAGGAGAAGUGAAUUUGUUGAAUCCCCUCUUUUUAUUUCUGUUUGUUAGGAUAAUCAAUUAAAAACACAGCUAAUGUAACGGUACUGUAAUGGUGUUAUAAUAAGAAGAAUAUUCAAAUUAUGGUCUGGCAGAUGAUUGCCUGAAUUUUAUUCUUCUUACAAAAACUGUUAACUUCAGCUGAUUCCAGAUUACAUCUAAUCCAGAUUAAGCCUAAUUUAAUGGGGUGUGAUGCCUCAGAGUUCAUGAUGUUAGACAUAAAAACAAACUGUAGCUUCUUUUUACUAAUUCUUUACACCAGUCAGUCAUUACUAAUAAUGCAGGAGAGUUUUCAGCAGCAGUUAUCAGUAUCACCUGACCAAACUUACAGAUUAAUUCCUAUGCCUUAACUUCAGAUAAACUGGUACGUGUUGACACUAAAAUAUUCACACCAGUGGUGACCAAAUGUUGUUUUCACCUCGAAUAUUGUUUGCAUUUUCUUCACUUGAUUUUUGUAUUUUAAUUUUUUUUAGAACUGGAAAUCGACUACUGAUGGGUGAAAAUCUUAGCUGAUAUUUCGUCCUUUCAUUCCACUCUUGCUGUGUUUUGUCUCUUCUGGAAGGGAGAGGGACCAGAGCUUGAUUCUGUUGGGUUUUCACUUUUAACUAAGAAAGAGGGGUUAGUGAGGAAACUGUGAAAAAGAAAGCCCGCUGCUUUACUUUUGCGACAUCAACAUAAAUUUCUGAGUGCGUUUAACCUCUGAGACGUGAGUGUGCUGUAGUUUACAAGAGCUGCAUUUCAACCUGUAAUGUGAGAAUGGGAACUAGUUGAACAUGUCCAACGUUAUAACUCAGGAUGUUCCCUGUUUUAUACAGCAUCUUCUACUGACUGAUCUGCUGCAUGACAUCUGAAUUCAGACCGUUUAGAAUUAAAAUGUGAAUGAGAAUGUUUCUGACGUCUGUCUCUGUAAUAAGUUUGGUUUGGGUUUUAAACAGUUUGCUUUACUGUGCCUGUUCUGUUUCUGGACUUAUUGUAAACUCAUYUUGCCUUACAGUAUCUGUCCUGUAGGGGGCGGUGUUGUAACAUCGUAYGCAUCCUUUUUUUUAUGCAUCUGAAGAUUCAGUCUUAGGAUAUAUUUUUGAAAACAUACCUCUGACUGACUUCUUUUACACUCAKAGAUUAAACAGUACAGCUGUAGGUCAGUAAAGUUAAAUUUUAUAUGUCUUUAAUAAUUUUGGAAAUAAAGUACUAAUUAAAACUGGA
Molecule: messenger RNA, 2609 nt
Organism: Austrofundulus limnaeus
Lineage: Eukaryota; Metazoa; Chordata; Actinopteri; Cyprinodontiformes; Rivulidae
Gene: slc25a10b
Product: solute carrier family 25 member 10b
Exons: 11
Coding region: 432-1292 (286 amino acids)
Biological process (GO): transmembrane transport
Source: RefSeq, a predicted model, not a curated record